CUCAGCCCUGUUGAACUUGGGUCAGCACAGCAGGGCUCUGCUCCUAUUUGAAGAAUACUAGGCAGCCGGCCCAGCCCAAUUCUGAAAACCAGUUCGUUUCAAGGAAUAGAAACUGAAACCGACUCUCUAUUGGGAGUCCCCUCCCGGCUGGGCCCUGGCAAACAGAUCUCAGAUCUAGAAACUGCAGGACAAACUGCUUAGAGACCAGAGGCAGAAAGGAAAUCCACCCGAUCAGACCUCGUCUUGGUUCACUCCUCUCAGAACUCCAGACCUCUGCAUCUCAUCUCUAAACAUCCGGGUCUAGAUUCCAGUUCUGGGUCUCUCUGUAGAGAACUUUUGCCGGAGGACCGCAACGUUUAUUUCUAAGAAAGAAGGAGGGGGUGACGUUACAGGAAGCCCACUAACAUUGAAUCACACAUAACUCUUCUGGAUCAGAGUCUAAGAGUGGAGGAAGAACCUGAGGAACGGCUUCCUCAGAGACCCUAAUAAAACCAGAGAGCCUCACCAGGGAGCUGAGAGGUGCCCAGAAAGCAUCACACGGAUCUUGUCAUGAAACCAUCACACAAGUCCUGCGAGGCUGCUCCACUACUCCCCAAGAUGCCAGAGACCAGUACCCAUAAUGCUCCACUGAACUUGUCCUUCCCCUCCGUCCCUUCAUACCAAAUAGGCUGUAGCAGUUUGCCUGAGAUCAGUAGGAGCACUGAAAGAGCUUUAAAAGAAGGAAAACUACCGGAACUGGUCUAUGGAGUCAAGGAGACUGUGGCAACAUUGUCCCAAAUCCCAGUGAGCAUCUUCGUGACUGGGGACUCGGGCAAUGGCAUGUCAUCUUUCAUCAAUGCACUUCGAAUCAUUGGCCAUGAGGAAGAUGCCUCGGCUCCCACUGGGGUAGUAAGGACCACCCAGACACGGGCUGAGUACUCCUCAUCCCACUUUCCCAAUGUGGUACUGUGGGACCUACCUGGAUUGGGGGCCACAGCCCAAACCGUAGAGAACUAUAUAGAAGAGAUGAAAUUCAGUACGUGUGACUUAUUCAUCAUCGUCGCCUCGGAGCAGUUCAGCUCAAAUCACGUGAAGCUGGCCAAAAUCAUCCAGAGCAUGGGAAAGAGGUUCUAUGUCAUCUGGACCAAGCUGGACCGGGACCUCAGCACGAGCGUCCUAUCAGAGGUCCGGCUCAUACAGAAUAUCCAGGAGAAUAUACGGGAGAAUCUCCAGAAGGAGGGAGUGAAGGAAGUUCCCAUAUUCCUAGUAUCCAAUCUAGACCCUCUCCUGCAUGACUUCCCGGAACUUAGGAACACACUUCAGACAGACCUGUCCAACAUCAGGUGCUGUGAACCCUUAAAGACCCUUUAUGUCAUUUAUGAGAAGAUCAUCGGUGACAAAGUAGCCAACUGGAACCAGAUAAUAGCCAACGGGCGCUUGAAGAGUUCUCUCGGGGUCAGAGAUGAUGAUGACAUGGGGGAGUGUCUGAAAAGGUACCGAUUGAUAUUUGGUAUCGAUGAUGAAUCACUUCAGCAGAUAGCUCACGGUAUGGGGACAGUAGUCAUGGAGUACAAGGCCAACAUAAAGUCCCAAGACUUCCACACUCUCCGCAGAGCGGACUGGAAACUGCGGCUGAUGACCUGUACAACUGUGAAUGCACUCUUCUGUUUGUUUAAAUUUCUCCCGUGCUUAUGCCACUGUUUCAAACGCAUGAGACAUAAACGCAUGCUCCUCUUAGUUGCCAAGGACACCAAGAACAUCCUGAAGAAAAUCCUGAUGGACGCUGUCUCUCCACCGCAAAUCUAGUGUAAGGGUGGCCUGGUACCCUUCUUUUCAUAUAGAGCCAAUUACCUCUUCCUUAGAUCCCUAUUUCUCCACUAGAAAUCAAGAGAUAAAUUCUUUGAUAGGAGUUAGUCAUGAUGGACUCAUCCCCCCCCCACCCAGACUCUAAUGUAUUGUUCUACUGAGGAACAGGGACAAGUAAUGAUUAAAAAUCAAUGACUGGGGGCUGACAAGAUGGCUCACUGGCUGCUCUUCCACAGGUCCUGAGUUCAGUUCCCAGCAACCACAUGGUGACUCACAACCAUCUUUAGGAAAAUCUGAUGCCUUCUUCAGGCAGGCGGAUGUAUAUGCAGCAGAGCACUCAUAUAUUAAAUAAAUAAACUUUAAAAAAAUCAAUGACCAUGAUUCUUAGAUGGAAUAUAGACAUUUUGUUUUCAGCUAUUAAGUGUGAUUUAUGUCUAAAUCAAUUUUCCUCUGAAACAAUAAAGUCGGUUGGUUCCUCUUCA
Molecule: messenger RNA, 2267 nt
Organism: Rattus norvegicus (Norway rat)
Lineage: Eukaryota; Metazoa; Chordata; Mammalia; Rodentia; Muridae
Gene: Irgm
Product: immunity-related GTPase M
Cellular component (GO): autophagosome membrane; phagocytic cup; membrane
Molecular function (GO): GTP binding; GTPase activity
Source: RefSeq, a predicted model, not a curated record